UAGUUAUAGCAACAAGAUUUAAGCAAGAUAAUUUCAAAGUUGAUCUUAAAUUUUGGUGCUUCUUUAUGAAAGCAUCUGAUUUAAGCUUGUAAAUGGAAGAGGAAAAUGUUUCAAAACUUAUUUCAGAGUCUUUUGAAAAAUUGUCUUCUCAAAAGACAUCUAAUGAUAUCACAAAACGUAAUAUUUUAAAAGAACUGCAUAAAAUUAUUUUAACGAAUUGUCAUGAUGGAUCUCAUGAAAAAAACUUGAACAAUCUUUUGAAAAAUGUGGUUGAAUCAUUGAAUAUUAUAUUAUUUGACAGAAGUGAGAGAUGUCGAGAAAUAUCUCUAUUGAUAUUGAAGGACAUGACUCGACUUUCAUUUAUUUCUAACGAUGUUUUCCCCUCUAUAAUAAAUGCUAUAGCAAAACGCUUGCGAAAAACUGACGAAAGAGAGCAGUCAGAGGAAAUUAGACUUCUUCAUCUUGCUUUAUUGUAUGAAAUCAUUGAGAAAUAUGAAGGUGAUUUAUUACCUUGUACAAAUGACAUAUCAAGUAUUUUGGCCGCGUGCAUCAUUGAUAAUUGCCCUGAUGUAAAGAGGAGAAGUUGUGAAUGCUUGCUAGUUUUUGCAUCUAAAAAGGACUCUUGCUUUCGUAUGGCAGCCAGUAAUUUCUUGAAACCUUUGCUUAUAAUCAUUUCUCAUCAACAUUUGAAAACACGGACUUUAUGUGUCAAAGCCCUUGGAUGUAUUGUGAAUUACUUGAAUAACAAGGAAUUUCAAGAAGCUCUGAUACACCUUGCUCAAAGGUUGUUUGAUAGAUCUCCAUUAGUUAGAAUUGCUGUAACUGAAGUUAUAGGAAAUAUGUUGAUGAAUGUGGAUGACAGAUACUCAUAUUUUCAUCUUCUUAUUCCUCUUGAACUUUCAUCUUUGCAUGAUGAAGUGUUAGAAGUAAGAUCCAAGGCAGAAGAUAUUUGGAAGAAAGUUGGGAAUCAAUAUAUUGUAGAAAAUGAGAAGGAUUACAAGGAUCUAAUAGAUUUCCCACCUCCUGAUCCAUCUGAUUAUCCUGAUAAAGAAAUCAGACCUUCAGUAGGAUGUCGCAUUAUAGUACAAAGGCAUCUUUUUAAUAUUUUGCCUCCUCUGCUUCAUGAUAUGGCUGACUGGGUUCCUGAAACAAGAAUCAAAUCAUCCAAAGUUUUGUAUUCGCUUAUUCUUCAUUCAGAGGAUAAGAUAACCAUGCAGCUGCCUAAAGUAUUAGAAGGAAUCAUGAUUGCUGCCAAAGCUGAAGAAAGAGAAGCUGCUGAGCAAGCAAUGAGAUGUGCAGAACUUUUGGGGUACUUUGUAGAUUCCAAUCAUCUUUUUGAUAGCUUAUUAAAUUUAAUACAUAAAAGUCCAUCAGCUCCUCAUUUAAGUAUAUUAGCUGCUUGUAUUAGAGGACAGAAAAAAGAUAUUUCCAAGGAAUGCCUCAAAGCAGUUUGUAAGUUUUUAUCUGAAGUGGAAGUGUGCAGAACUAGAGAAGGUGAUGGACAAGCUAAUUUACUAUUGUGUGUUGAUGCUCUUUUAUUUUCUGUUAGCAAAAUUGGUUCUGUUGUCAGUUAUGAUCUGUUUUCCAUUCUUAGUUCUGUUUCUGGAUUAGCAGUCAGUGAUUCCAUUUUAUCCAAGGCUUCUGAACUGUUUCAAUGCUUGGCAGAAUUGCAAGCUUGCACGAAGAUAUCUCUCUUUGAACAACAUUCAAUGCCACUAUUGAAGAUGAUAUCACAAAAUAAUGAACUGUGGACUUCAGUGAGUCCUGAAGUGCCCAUUUUUAGCUUUAUUAUAGAAUCAGGAUUUCUGGACGAAAAAAUGCUGGAAUUAAUCAUUCCAAUUUUGAUAAAUAACCUUCAUCACAGUAAAGAGGCAAAAGUACGAUGCAAGAUCUUAUCCCUCUCCAUAUCAGUGUUUAAAAAAAUGUCUUCCACUUUCUAUGAAUCUUUAUCAGAAAAAAUACUUGAAGUCAUACGAAUUGGUAUUUUUCCUAAUUUGACCUGGUCUGCUGGCAGAACAGCAAGUAGCCUGCGAGCGAUUGCGGCGGCUACUUUAUUUGAGAUUAUAAACAAAACUUGCAUCAAGAAAGAAAUGGUAGCCUCAAUCGGUGAUGAAUUGCUUCCUAUAAUUGCAACAUUAUCAGACGAUGAUGAAGUAGCGACUCGUCUUGUAACCUGUAAAUUGCUGGAAAUCACUCUACCACAUUUGUAUGGAUCAAUUGACGAUAUUAAAAUUCAUACUGCAUGUUACGAAAUUCUUCGUAGUCUGGAUGAUGUAUCGGACGAUAUUAGGUUGAUGACAGUGAAAGUUUUGAAAGCUUACAUCGAAUCCUUUCCAACCGAUUAUAACUGGUCUUUGUACAGAUCUUAUCUGAAGCAUUUAUUUGAAAAUGUUUUAAUUCAUAUGGAUGACAAGAACGAAAAAAUGAGGCAAAAUAUUUUUGAUUUACUUAAAACUACUGCAUUUGUUGCACCUGAUGUCUUGUUGCAGGAAAUUGAAGCAAAAAGAUAUUUGAUGUCUACUAGUGAUCUAUGUGAUACCCUUACAGAACAUAUUAAAAAUAUGAAAUUAUAGUUUCCUUUUUCUUAUUUGAGAAUUAUUAUUUGAAUGUAAAAGGUCUGUAUCAUGAAAUGUGCAUUGUUUUUUUUUUUAAUAUUUUGAUGUAAUU
This is a messenger RNA of Argiope bruennichi, 2667 nucleotides long. RefSeq names its product dynein axonemal assembly factor 5-like (gene Dnaaf5). Gene Ontology annotation, molecular function: dynein intermediate chain binding. The transcript has 10 exons. Gene Ontology annotation, cellular component: cytoplasm. Bases 93 to 2573 code for a protein of 826 amino acids. NCBI's taxonomy places the organism in Eukaryota, Metazoa, Arthropoda, Arachnida, Araneae, Araneidae. The record is from RefSeq and is a predicted model, not a curated record. Gene Ontology annotation, biological process: cilium movement; inner dynein arm assembly; outer dynein arm assembly.